Molecule: messenger RNA, 9725 nt
Organism: Oncorhynchus masou masou (cherry salmon)
Lineage: Eukaryota; Metazoa; Chordata; Actinopteri; Salmoniformes; Salmonidae
Product: zinc finger protein PLAGL2-like
Exons: 3
Coding region: 771-2549 (592 amino acids)
Source: RefSeq, a predicted model, not a curated record
UUAACUCUGCUGCAGCCUCAGAGCGAGACAGACAAACUCAGGCCCAGAAUAUAGAAAAAUUAUUGAAAAAUUUUGAAAAAAUAAUAAAACAACAGAUCGAGGGGAGAAAGACCGUGAAAGGUGGCGUGGGGUCUCCCACCGUAGGUUUGCGAAAAGUCGGUGAUGGAAUGUUACCGGGGUUCCAUGAGAAAUUGACUAAUGCGGCGCUGGAAACUUUUUGGGGAAUAAAGAUGCAGAGCAGCAUUUCCUACUCACCUCCAACCAUAGCCGUUGGGACUGGGUGAGAGAAAGAGAGAGAGAGAGAGAGGGUGAGAGAAAGAGAGAGGGAGAGAGAGAGAGAGAGAGGGAGAGAAAGAGAGAGAGAGAGAGAGAGAGGGAGAGCAGGAGAGAGGGAUAGCGAGAAAGAGAGAGGGAGAGGGAGAGAGAAAGAGAGAGGGAGAGAGAGAGAGAGAGAAAGAGAGAGAGAGAGAAAGAGAGAGAGAGAGAGAGAGAGAGAGAGAGAGAGAGAGAGAGAGAGAGAGAGAGAGGGAGAAAAAGGAGCUCCACAGACAGAAGGACCAGUUCUCACAUAGUAAACAAGUACACAAAUACAUGUGUUUUUCAGCAGACAUUGACAACAACAGCACUAUCUAGACCUUAGCCCCUCCCCACGGCCUACCCGCCCCGCCUGGAGCCACGCCCUUCACUGCAACCAACCACUGCCCACGUAGAGCCUGGAAGGCAGGGGAGCCACGGCCGGGAUUUCAUGGCAACAGCACCCUAGGGCUGCCAUGGCAGCUGCUGCCGCGGAUGCCUCACGCCAUAUUACCGCACUGACGCCGGAGGACGAGGAAGGAAGAGCCGCUGCCAAGCUGUACGGAGGCACUACCCUGCCACGGACAGAGAGAGAGAGAGAACGAGAGAGGGAAGAGCGAGCCAGUGGGAACGAGUGUUUGGUGUGUGGGACUUGGUUUGGUUCCCAGGAUAAACUUCGUCUUCACUCUUUCUGUCACACGGGAGAGAAACCAUUCCACUGCUCCCAGCCACACUGCCCUAAGGCCUUCAGCUCCAAAUAUAAACUGUUCAGGCAUAUGGCCACACACUCUCCGCAGAAAACUCACCAGUGCUCGUUCUGCGAGAAAAUGUUUCACCGCAAAGAUCACCUGAAGAACCACCUGCAGACCCAUGACCCCAACAAAGAGGCCUUCAAGUGUGAGGAAUGUGGCAAGCACUACAACACCAAGCUGGGCUACAAGCGUCAUGUGGCCAUGCAUUCAGCCACGGCUGGGGACCUCACCUGUAAGGUGUGCCUGCAGAGCUACGAGAAUACCCCUGCCCUGAUGGAGCAUCUCAAGAGCCACUCGGGCAAGUCCUCCGGAGGUGCCAAGGAGAAGAAGCAUCCGUGUGACCACUGUGACCGCCGCUUCUACACACGGAAGGACGUGCGUCGCCACAUGGUGGUCCACACCGGCAGAAAGGACUUCCUGUGUCAGUACUGCGCCCAGCGCUUCGGCAGGAAGGACCACCUGACGCGGCAUGUGAAGAAGAGCCACUCUCAGGAGCUGCUGAAGAUAAAGACUGAGCCUCUGGACAUGCAAGGCAUGCUGGGCUCUGGCUCCUCCCCCUGCACUGUCAAAGAGGAGCUCAGCCCCAUGAUGUGCAGCAUGGGUUCCAACAAAGACCCCAUGCUGGCCAAGCCGUUCCCCAGUGGCACCUCCUUCCCCAUGAACAUGUACAACCCCCACCACCUCCAAGCCAUGUCCAACCCUGGGGUGGGCCACCACCACUCUCUGAUGCCUGGCUCCUUGUCCACUGCCAUGGGGAUGGGCUGCCACGUGGAGCCACCCAUCCAUCACCCCCAUCACCCGCACCACCAUCACCACCACCACUACCAUCACCACCACAUCCAACACUCCCCCCCGCUGCCCCACUUGCAGCAGCCCCAACAGCACCAGCAGCAACAGCACGCCCAGCCUCCACCUAAGUACCAGCUGGGAUCUACCUCAUACCUGCUGGACAAGCCCCUCAAAGUGGAGAUGGAGAGCUUUCUCAUGGAUCUGCAGAGUGGGCUGCCGGGCCACCACUCAGGCGAUCAUCAUCAUGCUGCUGCCUCGCCCCCCAAGGAGGGACUAGAGCACCCCUCAGGCCUGACAGACGAGCUGUGUGGUGACCCCCUCCUGUCCAAGAGCCCUGCUGUCAUCGCUGAGGCUCUGUGCGCUGCUAACAUGGACAUCUCUCACCUACUGGGCUUCCUGCCCCUCAACCUGCCCCACAACCUGCCCCCCUACAACGCCUCCAUGAGCACAGCAGGGCUUGUCAUGAGCUACACCUCGUCUACCCCUGCGUCCUCCUCUUCCUCCUCUUCGUCAUCCUCAUCCUUGCAUGCUGCCGAGCCCCACGCCGUUGCCACGGCUGCAGCAGCACCUCUUACCUCUUUGCAACCUCAACCUCAGGAGCAGCAUGGCUCCAGCGAGGGCCUGGGUCUAGGGCCCCUGCACCCUCUCCCGCCAGUGUUUAGCUCCAGCCUCAGCACGACCACCCUGCCUCGCUUUCACCAGGCCUUCCAAUGAGGGGUCACCAGGCCACCAUGAGGGGCCACCAGGUCCCUACGCCUUCAUCCUCAGCUCACUGCCUGGGCGCCCAAGGUCCAUGGGGCCUGCUGGCCGCAAGGGCAGUGAUAAAAACACAUGAACACUUAGAAGCCUUAAUCGAAUCACACAAAAGCUUUUGAUUGAGCCCUAGAGAAAACUGAACCCUUUAUUGAAACAAAAGGGAAAAGAUGAGACAUUUUAAAACAAUCUUUCUUUCUAUCCUUUAGUUAUAACAUCUCCCUGAUCCAUGAUCCCCUCUCCCACCAACCUAUCUCCCUGAUCCAUGAUCCCCUCUCCCACCAACCUAUCUCCCUGAUCCAUGAUCCCCUCUCCCACCAACCUAUCUCCCUGAUCCAUGAUCCCCUCCCCCUUUAUUAUGUAGGUAGUAGGCAGUAGGCCUUCAGUAGCCUUCAGUAGGCCUUCAGUAGACCUUCAGUAGGUCUUCAGUAGGUCUUCAAUAGGCCUUCAGUAGGUCUUCAGUAGGUCUUCAAUAGGCCUUCAGUAGGUCUUCAGUAGGUCUUCAAUAGGCCUUCAGUAGGUCUUCAGUAGGCCUUCAGUAGACCUUCAGUAGGCCUUCAGUAGGUCUUCAGUAGGUCUUCAGUAGGUCGUCAGUAGGCCUUCAGUAGGUCGUCAGUAGGCCUUCAGUAGGUCUUCAGUAGGUCUUCAGUAGGCCUUCAGUAGCCUUCAGUAGGUCGUCAGUAGGUCUUCAGUAGGCCUGAAGGUACCGCUACUUUAUAAAGUAAUAAUAUAAGGAAAAUAAUCAAAGAUUAAUUUUAGAGAAGAUGUUUUGAAGUGGAUGAAAUAUAAUUUUCUUGCUUUUCCAAAUGUGACUGAACAUGCUAGAUUAUCUCUCCUAUGAGUGUAAAGGUCUGAACCACCUUCCCAGAAACACACCCUGCCUGUCAUCAUCACCGUCAGGGCGACAAUACACCCUGUCUGUCAUCAUCACCGUCAGGGCGACAAUACACCCUGUCUGUCAUCAUCACCGUCAGGGGGAAAACACACCCUGCCUGUCAUCAUCACCGUCAGGGGGAAAACACACCCUGCCUGUCAUCAUCACCGUCAGGACGACAAUACACCCUGUCUGUCAUCAUCACCGUCAGGGGGAAAACACACCCUGUCUGUCAUCAUCACCUUCAGGGGGAAGAUUAAUGAAGGAAUGAAGUGAUAAUGCCCCGCCAACAUUGCCCUGCUCCAAUAGGCCAACAUUGCCCUGCUCCAAUAGGCCAACAUUGCCCUGCUCCAAUAGGCCAACAUUGCCCUGCUCCAAUAGGCCAACAUUGCCCUGCUCCAAUAGGCCAACAUUGCCCUGCUCCAAUAGGCCGACAUUGCCCUGCUCCAAUAGGCCAACAUUGCCCUCAUCCAAUAGGCCAACAUUGCCCUACUCCAAUAGGCCAACAUUGCCCUGCUCCAAUAGGCCAACAUUGCCCUGCUCCAAUAGGCCAACAUUGCCCUGCUCCAAUAGGCCAACAUUGCCCUCAUCCAAUAGGCCAACAUUGCCCUCAUCCAAUAGGUCAACAUUGCCCUCCUCCAAUAGGCCAACAUUGCCCUCCUCUAAUAGGCUACAACCACACUAAAAAUAUCUCAGAGAACGACUCGAACAACUGAUUAAUGUUAUCCCUCAUAGAGGCAGAUCAUUUGUCCAGAAAGUAUGAUAACCAACGCUGCCAAACACAGCAACCAGUGGCGCCCACAUAUUUAAUGACAAAGAUAUGUGAAAACAUCUGAGUUGGUAGAAAACAUGCCAAGUCAUGCCGGUUUUAUCUUGUUUUUCUAGAGAAGCAUUUAUUUUAUUUUUUGGGGGCAGAAGGCUCUUCCCCUUUAAGAAUCCCUUUGGCUAGCUCUCAGUGAUGAUGGCCCUAUAUGGGGAAGGCUCUUCCCCUUUAAGAAUCCCUUUGGCUAGCUCUCAGUGAUGAUGACCCUAUAUGGGGAAGGCUCUUCACCUUUAAGAAUCCCUUUGGCUAGCUCUCAGUGAUGAUGAGCCUAUAUGGGGAAGGCUCUUCACCUUUAAGAAUCCCUUUGGCUAGCUCUCAGUGAUGAUGGCCCUAUAUGGGGAAGGCUCUUCACCUUUAAGAAUCCCUUUGGCUAGCUCUCAGUGAUGAUGACCCUAUAUGGGGAAGGCUCUUCACCUUUAAGAAUCCCUUUGGCUAGCUCUCAGUGAUGAUGACCCUAUAUGGGGAAGGCUCUUCACCUUUAAGAAUCCCUUUGGCUAGCUCUCAGUGAUGAUGACCCUAUAUGGGGAAGGCUCUUCACCUUUAAGAAUCCCUUUGGCUAGCUCUCAGUGAUGAUGGCCCUAUAUGGGGAAGGCUCUUCACCUUUAAGAAUCCCUUUGGCUAGCUCUCAGUGAUGAUGGCCCUAUAUGGGGAAGGCUCUUCACCUUUAAGAAUCCCUUUGGCUAGCUCUCAGUGAUGAUGACCCUAUAUGGGGAAGGCUCUUCACCUUUAAGAAUCCCUUUGGCUAGCUCUCAGUGAUGAUGGCCCUAUAUGGGGAAGGCUCUUCACCUUUAAGAAUCCCUUUGGCUAGCUCUCAGUGAUGAUGACCCUAUAUGGGGAAGGCUCUUCACCUUUAAGAAUCCCUUUGGCUAGCUCUCAGUGAUGAUGACCCUAUAUGGGGAAGGCUCUUCACCUUUAAGAAUCCCUUUGGCUAGCUCUCAGUGAUGAUGACCCUAUAUGGGGAAGGCUCUUCACCUUUAAGAAUCCCUUUGGCUAGCUCUCAGUGAUGAUGACCCUAUAUGGGGAAGGCUCUUCACCUUUAAGAAUCCCUUUGGCUAGCUCUCAGUGAUGAUGACCCUAUAUGGGGAAGGCUCUUCACCUUUAAGAAUCCCUUUGGCUAGCUCUCAGUGAUGAUGACCCUAUAUGGGGAAGGCUCUUCACCUUUAAGAAUCCCUUUGGCUAGCUCUCAGUGAUGAUGACCCUAUAUGGGGAAGGCUCUUCACCUUUAAGAAUCCCUUUGGCUAGCUCUCAGUGAUGAUGACCCUAUAUGGGGAAGGCUCUUCACCUUUAAGAAUCCCUUUGGCUAGCUCUCAGUGAUGAUGACCCUAUAUGGGGGAAAAACCCAACUGUAAAAGCUGCUCUUGAAAACAGGUCAUUACCAGUAUUUGACUCAUGAUGAUUUUCCUUCCUUCAACUGUCUUCCUUCCAGUAUUUGUUUUAAGAAGUCUCCAUGGUAACAAUAUGCCACACAUUACUGAUAUGUAUUUUUUUGUUGUUGUUGAAGAAAACCAAUAUAUUUUCUCUCUGUUAGAGAUGCAUGGUAAUAACCACCCUGACAUAUGUGAAUAGCAAACAAAAAUGACAACGACGACAUUGAGGAAAACGUGUAAGAGAGUGUUAUUGCAGUGUACAAAAUAUCUCAUCAAAAAUGAAUAUUAUUAUUGCUGUUAUCCCAGUAAGGUGUACAAAGUGAUGAUGUUUAAUGUCUGGCAGGUUUACAUUUGUGUGUAUCUGACAUUUUAUUGCUCAAAAAAGGAUGAAUUAUUAGCUUUGCCCUGUAGCUUUUCUCCUCUGUAUUCAUUCUUGAUCUUGAUCUUUACCUUGAUCUUUACCUACUUGAGUUAGUAGCAGAAACUUGGAUUGUGGAUUUUGACAAAUGUUUUAGUAGGCUGUUAGUGGAAUAAUAAUGAAAUAGCAGUCAACAUAGAUAACAUUGAUAGACUCUCCAGUUUCAAUUCAUUCUCUAGUGUCUCAGUAUGAAACCCAACCUGACCCUAAGUAAACGAAGCGAUCCGAUUUUACAUGUCCUUUUCCCUUCAUAUUCACUAGCCUUUUGAAAACUUAAGCCCAAAGUUAUAAAACUAUAACAGGUUCUCUUAUUUGUGUCUCGUGAGUUAUGUUUGUAGGAUGGACAACGUUAAAAAAUAGAUUCUGCCCGGAGAUACAAGGACUAAACUUUACGGUAUGAAGAUCAUCCUCUUGGUUUGCAACUUGUCUCAAAACCCCUUGACUUUUGUCUGUUUGAGUACUGAGCCCAGUCCACAGGCAUCUAUUAGUGUAUACGUAGUUUCAAGUAUAAGUCAAGUAGAAAUUUAAAAAAUACAGAAAUAAAACAUAUGGCUGCUUUUAGCUACGGUUGCCCAGCAACUGUAGAGCACUAGAACAUUUCAGUAGUAGCGAUUUGAAGUGUUUCCCUUCCUCGCCUGUACUCCUCCUCACUCAGCUGCUUCCUAGAUUCAAGACAAAAGGGUCUAACUAAAAAUGACAAUAUCCAGAACAGACAAGUCACCAGCCUGCUCUUUGACAUUCAAAGCAUGGGACGCCUGACUGGGAUAUUUCUUUGUCGUUUUUUAUUUUGAUGUUGUCAUAUGCUAUAUAUUCUUUCUGUUUGUUAAAACAGGACCUCGAAACAACACAACACAUCACCUCAUUUUUUUUUUCAAUUUUUCUUACCAAAACCCAGAGAGAGGAAACUAAAUCUUGCACAAUUGCUCAUUAAAAUCCAUGUUGUAUCACUUGGAUUUAAGUUCAUGUUUGUUUGGUUGUUACAGAUAGUGCCACUGCCAACCAAUGCUUGUGAGGUAAUAAGUGCAGGUGUGUUCGAGUUGACACUAAGCCGUCUAUUCCUGGAAAAUCAUCCUCUAGACUGAUACAUUGUCUAAACUAUGAACAUGUAAUGAUUGAUCAUGAUACAUGCGAUUCUUACAUUUGAAAGAGUUUGACUGUUUCUUACAGAGGAAGUUGGAUAUAAAUAUUGGUAUAAAUGUAAAAAAAAAAAGAAAAACAAAAGAAGGUUAUGUCUUAAACAUAGCCUUUUUAUAUCAAGUAUACAUUUUAAAAGACUGUGGCUAUGUUCAAUUCCAGACACAAAUGUAGCAUUUAUCUUUUUAUUCAUUUAUUGAUAAAACAAAUGAAAAGUUAUUAGUAUUGAGUUUUGUCCUCUCUGGGUUUCUGUGAGCUAAUCUGAAUUCUAGCACUUUCAACCUUUUAAAAAAAGUUAUUUUUUCUUUUAACAUUUCAGCUUUAUAUGUUGAUAUGUUUUUUUCAUUUGUAUUUGAUCCUGUAUAUGUAUGUGCCAUUAGUUUUAUGUGUAGAUUUGAUCAACCUUUGUGUAUUUUUCUCCAAAAGAAUAACAGUAUUUUUGCUAAGACUUUUCACUAAUACCUUCUUUCAUGUGCCCCCACUCCCCUCUCAGCCCGUUGGGUAACCAGCGUUCAUGUGUCCCCCCUCCCCUCUCAGCCCGUUGGGUAACCAGCGUUCAUGUGUCCCCACCCCCCUCUCAGUAACCAGCGUUGCCUUCUCUAUUGAAAUUGUAUCUAACCCAACAACAAAUAUAUUCUACAACCAAGUAUCUGUAACAGAGAGCAUGGUGAACAUUAUACGUCGUCGUCCCUAGGACAUCACAUUCACAAUCUGGAAUAGAAGGACGACCAGAUCGACCUCUUCUUCAAGGUAAAAAAACAAACAAAGAGCAGGUCCUGUUCUCCGACAGAUGUGACACAGUUCCAUCCAACAGCACAUUAUCUGGGGAACCCAGUUCUAAAGCACUUUUAUCUUUUAUUCAGCCCUCAUGUUCAUAACCACUGACUGAUACAUGACUGAAAAGGGUUGUACUACUGCCUAGUAGCUAGAAAACACAUGUUGCUUCUAGACAGAUUCAGGCAGUCUUUGAAAUUAAUAUUGUACAACACUCUAUAUUAACAUGAUGUGCCAAGACAGGGCUUGUUAUAGAGAAGGUAAGUAAGUCUCCAUCUGCCCCAGUUUACAGUAGACUUCACCUCACACAUAAUUUACAGUAGACUUCACCCCACACAUAACAGUUUACAGUAGGCUUCACCUCACACAUAACCGUUUACAGUAGACUUCACCCCACACAUAACAGUUUACAGUAGGCUUCACCUCACACAUAACUGUUUACAGUAGACUUCACCUCACACAUAACCGUUUACAGUAGACUUCACCUCACACAUAACCGUUUACAGUAGACUUCACCUCACACAUAACCGUUUACAGUAGACUUCACCUCACACAUAACCGUUUACAGUAGACUUCACCUCACACAUAACCGUUUACAGUAGACUUCACCUCACACAUAACCGUUUACAGUAGACUUCACCUCACACAUAAGUUUACAGUAGACUUCACCUCACACAUAACCGUUUACAGUAGACUUCACCUCACACAUAAGUUUACAGUAGACUUCACCUCACACAUAACCGUUUACAGUAGACUUCACCUCACACAUAACCGUUUACAGUAACAGGUGAUAGAAAUGCUAAUAAUUAAUUAGCGGAAGAAAACUAAAACUAAAGUACUUGUUGGAGGCAGCUUUAAAUGCUACGUUUUGCAGAGCUAACCUUGGGAAGUGGCCUUUUCAGGAGUAAUUUAGCAGUACUUCAGUAUCAUCAGGAUGACCUAAUCAUGAGUCCAUCCCACUCGUUUUUGGAGAGAUACCUCUGCUCUACCCCUGAGAAGGCCUACCUCUGACAGUGGUGUUAUGAUUCAAAGCAUCAGAUAGGUCUUUGGCAUUGUUAAUGAAAGGUUGUGGAAGUAAUAUAUCGCCUUCAGUUCUGACUGAGUGCGGAGCGGAUGUUUUCGCUACAAUGCCUUGUUGGUUCAUUACCUCGCCUGCACCUACUAGAGAUGCACUUGUCCUCACCGUUCCUCUGUUAGUAGGUGAACAACACAGAAUUUAAGGGAAUUAUUUGAUCAAUUUUAAGUCAGAAAACCGAUUUGGAUUUCAUGAAUGCUUUUUUUUUUUUUUGUUCUAGUGAGAAACUGGUUACUGUCUGGUGAAAUGACAGAAUCCACAUGUAGUUUUAUAUAUAUAUAUUUUUAGCUUAAUGUAAGUCUUGCAUUCUAAGCUUUUUGUGUAUCUUGUUUAGUGACAUAGACAUUCAUUUUUAGUACUUGCUUAUUACAGCCAACUCUGGAAAAAAAAGGUGAACAAAACAAAAAUGGAAUAUUUACUUUCAUCCUUACACUAUUUUACAUUUUAUCAACUAUAUUCUUCAGAGAAAAAAAAAAACUUAGCUUUUUUUUGUUUUGUUUGUUACAUAUCUCACAUGCAAUCAGUUGCUGCAAUGUAAAGUGACAGAUUUGUAUAUUGGUUGAUCCAAAGAGAUGACAUAAACAGCAAACCUCUUUUACUUAUUGUACAGUACAUUGUAUCUUUGACUUGUCAUGUGUUAUGUUGAAAUUAUUAAAAGACAAAAUCACGGUU